Molecule: messenger RNA, 7879 nt
Organism: Cercocebus atys (sooty mangabey)
Lineage: Eukaryota; Metazoa; Chordata; Mammalia; Primates; Cercopithecidae
Gene: MCPH1
Product: microcephalin 1
Exons: 13
Coding region: 71-2317 (748 amino acids)
Biological process (GO): mitotic cell cycle; cerebral cortex development
Source: RefSeq, a predicted model, not a curated record
CCAGUGCCCGCCCGCGCCGCCAGGGUCUCCAGCACCGCGCCGUCCAGCCCGCCGGAUCCCGCCGUCUGUCAUGGCGGCCCCCAUCCUGAAAGAUGUAGUGGCCUAUGUUGAAGUGUGGUCAUCCAAUGGAACGGAAAAUUAUUCAAAGACAUUUACAACACAGCUUGUGGAUAUGGGAGCAAAGGUUUCAAAAACUUUUAACAAACAAGUAACUCACGUUAUCUUCAAAGAUGGCUACCAGAGCACUUGGGACAAAGCUCAGAAGAGAGGCGUAAAGCUCGUUUCAGUCCUCUGGGUUGAAAAAUGCAGGACAGCUGGAGCACACAUUGAUGAAUCGUUGUUCCCUGCAGCUAAUACGAAUGAACACUUACCAAGCCUAAUUAAAAAAAAACGUAAAUGUAUGCAGCCCAAAGAUUUUAAUUUUAAAACACCAGAAAAUGAUAAGAGAUUUCAGAAGAAAUUUGAGAAAAUGGCUAAAGAGCUACAAAGGCAAAAAACAAGUCUAGAUGAUGAUGUACCUAUUCUCUUAUUUGAAUCUAAUGGUUCAUUAACAUAUAGUCCUACAAUUAAAAUUAAUAGUAGUCACCACAGUGCAAUGGAGAAGAGAUUACAAGAGAUGAAGGAGAAAAGGGAAAAUCUUUCCCCCACCUCUUCCCAAAUGAUUCAACAGUCUCAUGAUAAUCCAAGUAACUCUCUGUGUGAAGCACCUUUGAACAUUUCACAUGAUACUUUGUGUUCAGAUGAAUCCAUUGCUGGUGGCUUACACUCGUCUUUUGAUGAUCUUUGUGGAAACUCAGGAUGUGGAAAUCAGGAAAGGAAGUUGGGAGGAUCCAUUAAUGACACUAAAAGUGAUAUGUGUAUUUCUUCACUUGUAUUGAAAACAAAUAAUACUCAUUUAUCACCAUCUUUCGCUCACCUUGAUAAAUCAAGUCCUCAGAAAUUUCUGAGUAAUCUUUCAAAGGAAGAAAUAAACUUGCAAAGAAAUAUUGUGGGUAAAAUAGUCACCCCUGACCAAAAGCAGGCUGCAGGUAUGUCUCAGGAGACGUUUGAAGAGAAGUAUCGUUUGUCUCCUACGUUGUCUUCAACAAAAGGCCACCUUUUGAUACAUUCAAGACCCAGGAGUUCCUCAGUAAAGAGAAAGAGAGUAUCAUAUGGCUUCCAUUCACCUCCAAAGGAAAAAUGCAAGAGAAAGAGGAGCAUCAGGAGAUCUAUCAUGCCGAGGCUGCAGCUGUGUAGGUCAGAAGGCAGCCUGCAGCGCAUGGCGGGACCUGCACUCGAGGCUCUUAGCUGUGGGGAUUCAUAUGAUGACUAUUUUUCACCUGAUAAUCUUAAGGAAAGGAAUUCAGAGAAUCUUCCUCCCAAAUCUCAGCUGCCGUCAAACCCUGCUCAGUUCAGCUGCAGAAGUCUUUCUAAGAAGGAGAGAACAAGCAUAUUUGAAAUGUCUGAUUUUUCCUGCGUUGGUAAAAAAACCAGAACAGUUGACAUUACCAGUUUCACAGCAAAAACCAUCUCCAGUCCUCAGAAAACUGCAAACGGAGAAGGCCGUGCAACUUUGAGUUGCGUGACUUCUGAGGAAUCCUCUGGCCCUGAAGAAACCUUAAGGUGUUGUAGACAGGCUGGGCCUCAGCAGAAAGAAGACGCAUGGCCAGAGGGCAAUGGCUUUUCUUACACCUUUGAGGACCCCGCUCUUCCAAAAGGACAUGAUGGUGAUUUAACUCCUUUGGAAGGAAUCCUUGAAGAAGUGAAAGAAGCGGUUGGUCUGAAAAGCACACAGGACGAAGGUACCACUUCCAAAAUAUCAAACUCCUCUGAAGGCGAAGCCCCGAGUGAACAUGAGCCACGUUCUGUAGUUGACUGUAACGUGGAGAGGUCUGCAGAAGAAAAGGAAAACUUACCUGGAGGAUACAGUGGAAGUGUUAAAAAUAGACCAACAAGGCAUGAUGUUUUAGAUGGCUCAUGUGACAGCUUUAAGGACCUCAUCAAACCUCAUGAGGAAUUGAAGAAAAGUGGGAAAGGCAAAAAGCCAACAAGAACAUUAGUCAUGACAAGCAUGCCAUCUGAAAAGCAGAAUGUCGUCAUCCAGGUUGUGGAUAAAUUGAAAGGCUUUUCAAUUGCACCAGACGUCUGUGAGACCACGACUCACGUGCUUUCCGGGAAGCCACUUCGCACCCUGAAUGUGCUGCUGGGAAUCGCGCGUGGCUGCUGGGUUCUCUCUUAUGAUUGGGUGCUGUGGUCUUUAGAAUUGGGUCACUGGAUUUCUGAGGAGCCAUUCGAACUGUCUAAUCACUUCCCUGCAGCUCCUCACCCAAAACGUUGAAAGAAUUCCAAUGGAGAGAAUAUUUGAGAUAAUAUUGGAAGAUGCUCAAAAUACACAGGAUUAAUUUACACGAAGACUCAGUGGGAACACAAGCCAUCUUUUGUACAUGAAGAUGCACUACUGACCCGCCAUCCACAAAUGUGUUUGGACAGUUAUUUUCUCAGUAUGGGUGAUGGCUCUCCAACGAACUGCUCCUCUCCUCCUGCCUGGACACCCUUUUCUCUGUGCUCUCCUGGGUUAGAGUAAAUGGAUGCAAACACACAUUUCCGUGCCCUGCAGCAACUUGAGACUCCUGUGAGCAAAACGCACUGACGGGCAACGUGCGUGGGUGGUGAGAAGCAUCCAGCUCCCAUCUGUGGAAUAAAGCCGCCCAAACCGUAGGGAAAAGCGCUGUCGUGUAAGGCCAGGGGAUUUUCAGAAAAGAAAUGUGUUCUUUCCUCUUUGAUUUUCAUGUUCAUAAAGCUGUAGGUGCAGCUUUUUAAAAUUUGAUGAUUGCAUAACCACUGAAGUUCAUGCUUUCCUGAACUAUUUAGGAAGAAAAUCUACCCCUUGUAUUGGAUGAGAUGAUCUGUCCCUUCGACCUCUGGUUCAGUUCCCAUUCUCCCAAGUGUUUAAAGCUGCGAGUUUUUUCAUAUUUUCAUAUUUAUUUACAUAAUUUAACCCCCCUGUGUGCAUGCACUUUAAGGAAUUGUACAUCUGCCUGGGCUUUGCAGAAGCUGAAAGGGAGCAAUCUUUUUAUAACUCACAUUAGAAACACAAAUUACUUAACAGGGCUAUGUUUUGCACAUUAAUCUUUAAAGAUGCAAUAUAUUUUAAGCAUUUUAACCUUAUUUUAGAUCUGAUCAGCAGUAGAAUAUUUUCAGAUAAGAAGCAAUGCAGCAAAAGCAAAACAAUAUUCAAUACCCAGAUGAUGUGGCAAGACAGAGGAUAGUAUAACUUUUUGUCUUCCAAAUAUAACUUUUAUCUUCAUUUCUUGAUCUGAAAUUUGGUAGGAAGUGUAACAAGUAUGUAUCAACAUAUUUACUGUUUGCCAUUUCAAAUGUCGAUAGUGAAGCUGGGACCUCUAUUUAUUAUGGAAGACCAUAGAAAAUCCCAUAAACAUGUUCUACUUCUGUCUGUGGCCAGCAGUCCAGCAAAAAUGUUCUAAAACCACAUGCACUGUGUUCUGUGAUGAUUAUAGUUUGACUGUGCUGGAAAGAGAGACUGUGAACUGCAAAUGGUGAUUAUGACUUUGGGCAAAUCAUUGAACUUGUAAUUAUGUCUCCCAAGACCUCCUAACCCAAAAUAAGAGAGUAUUUUACUACAAAAUAUAUGUUACGUCAAACUGCUUUUUACAAAAUACCAGCUCUAGGGACGUUUCCAAGUCAUUUUCGGAGGAAGUUUGUCGAAUUUCUGUUUCAGGGUGUGUCGUUCGUGUAUUGGAGGGGAGAGGGUUGAGUGAGAACCGAUAGGCACAAUUUGGCCAUAAAAUGAAGUGCAAACCCACGUUUUAUGUCUAUAGGAUUCCUCAUUCUAAAGUAAUUUUUACAGAAAAUGGCACUCUAAGCAGCAAUUCAUUAAGAUAAAGACACAGAUACAGCAUUUAGAGUCACACUUGCCAUGAAAGAGCCUCCCUUAUGUCCUGACUUGAACCUAUAACAUCUGCUGAACUGUCCACAUCAGGAAGACUCAAAAUAUAUUUUGAGGCCAGUUAGGUGAUUUCAGAUUGAACCUGCUAACAUCAGAUGCUGCGGUAAGUAGUCUCCCUAGUUUUGUUCUCACAGUAGAAUUAUCAUUUCGAUUUUUAAAUGUUGCUCCAUGGAGACUGGUGUGAUGUGCUCAUGCUCUGCAGUUCCAUUUUAACAAAUAAUAUAAUGGAUCGCUGUCAAAUGAAUGCCAUCGCAGACAUCGUGUUGGGUAACAGAAGCCACACCCUAGCAGUGCUUACUGCAUGAUCCAUUUCCGUGAAGCUCAAGAAUGAACCAAAUUUACUAAAGGUGGUAGAAGUCAGAAUAAUGUCUUCCGGGUGGGAGGAGUUUGAGGCUGUGAACUGAGCGGUGGCACAAGGGAGCCUUCUGGAGCGCCGAAAAUGUUUCCUAGAUCUUGACCUUGGUGCUAGUUACAUGAGUGAAUUCAUAUUUUAAAAGUUAUCAAGCUGUAAAUUUCAGGUUAGUAUACUUUAUCCAUUUCCUGUGUUUUAUAUCUCAAAAAUUCUCUUAAAAACUAAAAGAUGUUUAAAAAUGAAAUGUUUGACAAGUUUUGUUGUGACGCUAUGACCCUAGUUACUAUGGGUGGUUUUAUUUGUCUCUGCAGUUUUCAUCUGGGAGUACCUAAAUAAUGCCUAACGAAAUGAACUUUGGAAAAGUAAUUUUAAAGUAACUGUCUACAGAGAACUGUGGAUUAAACCAUUCUGGCCAUCUGAUGAGGGUUAAAAGUAUUCAGUUAGGUAUAUUAGUAAUUUGACAUUCCAAAACACGAUUCUUUCCGGAUCAAGCAUAAAAGGCAUUUGCUCUUGGAAGACCAAGAAAGAAUUCAUGCAGUUCCCAUUAGUCUAAAAAUAAAUAAUAAAUAAAUAAAUGUCUGAGUCAUGUAUUAGAUUUUGUUGGAGUUCAUUGGCUUCAAGUAUAGGAAGAAAAUGAUUUGUGCUAUGAAUAGUAGUUCUACCCAUUGCCCAUUGGACUAAAUACAAGAUUACUCUCAGAAAAGUGAAAUUGACUGAAUUAAGUUCUGCUUUGAACUACUCCAAUGCAAGUGUUUCUGACUUUUGAGCCAUAGUAUAGAAAACUGAAUAAAAUAACUUCAUUCAUGUUGAAUUGAGUUGGGGAAGGAGCGAUAUUUGUGACAUUGGAAGCCAUUGUAGAGUCUUCAUUAUAGUACAGAUUUGAGAAUCAAACACACCUGGUGUGAGUCCUAGUUCAGUUCCUUAGGAACUACUGGCUCGAUACUUUCUAACACCACAUUUCUGGUUGAUAAAACGUGUAUAUAAAUACCUACUGUGCUAUGCUAGUGUGAAAAUUAAGUGGAAUGAGUUAGCACAGUUCCCAAACUGUGUGCCAAGGCACCCUGGGGUCCUUGCAACAAACAAAUUGCAGUAAGGGAGACAGUCUGAAUAUUCAAGGGAAGCCCAGCAGUACUCAGUGUCUGUCAGCCACUGGAAGAAUUCAUAGCUCAACGCAGCUCGCAGUUUCAACAGUAUCAGCUCAUACCUCUGUAAAGCUAGGUUUUUGGUGGUUGUUCUUUGUGAAAAGCAAGUACUACAGGAAAAUUAGCGUAGAGCGUAAAAUGCAGGUGGCAGUGUCCAAUUUGAUUCCAAAGUGUGAGACGCCAGGCAGCACCUAACUGGCAAAUAUAUUCCAUUCAUACGUCACUGGGGUUACUUAAGACAGAACAUGAUCUUUUCUUAAAACUCAAUUUAUAUGUAUAUUGAUAUUUUCAAAUAGCUACUAAAUUGUCAAGACAUAAGUACUUAAAUUAUUUGGAACUAACCACUUAAUAAAAGCAACUGUUAGGUAUUUCUGUUGGCCUAGAGAUCAACAGAGAAAAAAUAGUGAAUCACUAAGGGUGCCAUGAGCUGAGAACGUUUGAGAACGUCUCGCUUAGAACCUUGCACUUGGUAGGAUAUAAACGCAACCUACCCUCUUCCUCCCCUUCCCGCAAUCCAGGUAUUGCCUUUAAUUGUAAUCUCUAUGAUUUUAUAUGUUUAUCGGAAAACUAGUAAGUCAAAAAGAACUAAUAAAUUGUGUAAGACCUUCAUUAAGAUGUAUCCUUCCGUGUUUUCCUAACUUCUGAGAUCACUAGGAAAAACAGCCAUGUUCCUUGCAAGCUGGCUGGCUGGCCCUGUCUUCUUGCAGGUGAACAGCAUUUGUAACUACCGUGUACCUCGGAACAAGUGUUCUCAGAGCAACAUGCACAUGUUCCGUGGGUACCCAUGGUUGCCUUCGGGCUAAUGCGUUUUUGGAAGUGUAGAUGGGUGCCAGUUUUACAAAACUCAUGUGGUCCAUUUCUGCUUGUAAUUUAUAGUUUGCCUCCUUGCCAUCCUCACUUGCUCUAAGAUGAACUAGUUUUAUAACAUUAGAUUAUACAGAAAAGCCAAAUUUACUUGAACACCACAGCAAUUUGGGAAGUAAACUUUCAGUGUGAUUCUCCAAAUGCUUGUGGUAAAAGUACAGGGACUUGAAUCAUUUUCCCAUCAUGAGUUUCAGUUAUGGAGACCCGCCCCCUCUUUCUAACCCUCCUGCCUUGCAUGCGUGUCUCUUGCAAUGGAAGCUAGUGGAAAAUUCCUCUCCCCUUUCACUCCGCUGCCAUGAGUUAUAAAAAGCAUGCCAUUCAGAAUUGACGUUUUCUUCUGCAUGCUUGAAUUUUUACUCAACAACCGGAAGGGAAAAAAAUUAUUUCAAGAGAUAUUUCUCUAUUUAUCAAAGGGGCACAGAGCCACAGCAGCACUUUGGACCACCGUAGAAUGGCUGACUCACUUGCCUCAUCAGUAGAUGGGCACAUGUUCCUAUCAAACAGUGAGUGCCUUUGAGUGAUGGUGUGUGACACACAGCGCAGCAGCGCCAUUUCUCAGAGCUGCAGCAACACUGGUUCACACAAGUCACUAGAGAUUCCCAUCUCCACUGACUCACUCAGUGGGAACAAAAGCUCCCAUGCCGGUGGGAAUGUGGGGCCAGGGGAGCACCGGAAGAAGGGAGCCGUGGCAGAGGUUUUCCUAUUGUUAGGUUUGUUUGUUUGUUUCAGUGAGUCAUCUUACCCCCAUUUUUUUUUUUUAACCAAAACUCACUGUGGUUACUUCUCUAGUUUGGGUUAUGACUCCUACAAGCCAGUUUAAUUGUAUCAGUGGUAGUGAAUUCUUGAAAGCUUCCCUCAGUUGUAGAAGUUUAGUUUCAAAUUGAAGUGGUCCAAGUGCCAGCUUAAGCUUUGUGGUUUAGCGUCUUUAUUGAAUCCCCCGCAGCGGAAGAACCUACAUUGGAGUUUUGGCUGCUCUUUGGGAUUCGAAUUAUGAGUAGUUGGUUCCACUAGAAUCUUGGCCCUCUCCUCAAGUGGCUUGAAGCACACUUUGACUUUAGGAGGCCAAAGUUAGAGCCUACGUGAAGGCUUUGUCCAAAAUGCUUUUCCUGUACCCCAGCAUUUUCAGGUGGUGUGUGUAGACCUGACAGUACUCUACUCGUGCCUGACUUCCCAGCUGUUGGUCCCCUGCCAGUUAGAUGCCUUUCACGGACAAGUCCAUGCUAGCCUAAGAAAUUUCCCGAAAAUGGCAGUGUUAAACUCAGAAUUGGGAUUUGGAUCCUCAUCUCAAUCAUUAUCCCUAGUGGUCACUAGCCCUCCUCUGGCCAGCUCAAGGAAAAUGCUGGGGUUUUCAUUGCAGCUUACUUGCAUAUCAGUGGUCCUAGUAAUCGCUCAAGAGGAAAGAUCAGACCAGCCAAACUUGCAAGGCAGGCUGAUGAGCCAAGGUACAGAAAGUACACCUCAUGGAUUUUUAUAAUGAUGGCCAUAAGUCAUACAAGGUGAAGCUUAAUGCAAUUUAGAAAGAUUUGAGGCUGGGCGCGGUGGCUCAAGCCUGUAAUCCCAGCACUUUGGGAGGCC